Messenger RNA from Symbiodinium pilosum, 3966 nucleotides. Lineage: Eukaryota; Dinophyceae; Suessiales; Symbiodiniaceae. The record is from the annotation of a GenBank genome assembly.
AUGGCAUUCCCCACCACUUCAAAGGCAGUUUCCGAGGCUGAGGUUGGGGUGGACGGAAAACCAGUGCCGGGGGCAAAGAGGACCAAAUGUGAUGUCCGGACAGUUCCCAGUGAACUGCAAACAAUUGACAUCGCAAAGGAUGGCAACUGUGUAUACAGAGCCAUUGCUGAAGGCUUAGCUUGGCUAUCAGCCGGCAAACUCAAGGUCGAGCACAGGGAACUCCGUGCGAAAGCAAUUGCACACUUGCAGAAGCACAAAGAAGCAUAUUCUGCACAAUGGGACAAAGAAAGUCCCUCCGGCGAUCCCAUGCAAAGCUUCGACGAUUAUCUGGCGGCCAGCGCCCAGAACUGCGCCUAUGGGUCCCCUCUAGAGGUGGAGGCGCUAGCCCGAGUGUACGACGUCCAGAUAAUCUUGAUACCAUGCAUAGCCGAUUUCGCCAUUAUGAGGGCCUUGCUCCACCAGCAGUCGCACCAGCAAGGCUGCCUCGGUGUGCCAGACAAGCCUCGAGCAUCGUGCAAGCGCAAGCUUACCAAGACAGACAGUGAUGGCAGCCAGGACCUGUCCGGAUGCCACGAGGUGCCGCAGACCAAGCGCAUCUACAAAGAGGAUGCUGAACAGAUGUGUGAGUCUAGUGUGGCCAAGCACAAGACGUCUGCCUUAGUCAGCCAGAGUCUGGUGUGCAUAAAGUACGCUGCAGGUACUUUCGAGGUUCAAGGAACGGAUCAGCAAAGAGAGUCCAUCCUUGUUGUGGCCGUCUAUUUCCAGGCUCGCAAUGAAGCAGUUGCCCAGCAACAGGCCACGGAAGUGGUGGCAGCAGCGGCCUCGACUGGUCUUCGUUACGUUGUGAUUGGAGAUUACAACCUCGAACAACAUCAAGCUUCCCUCGGUCACACCAUCCAAUCAGGUGGCACGCACGCAUGCGACAGCUGCGACCGCACGGGGUCUCUCCCCAACACGGGGCCAGGACGCAAGCGCAGAAUUGAUUUUGCGUUGUCCCACUGGAGGCUCCAGGCUUCCUCUGUCCACCACAGAGAAUGCUAUUUCUCGGACCACUUGGUCGUGAAAUAUCACUUUCUGCCGAGUGCACCAUCGGCUCUUACAGGACCCUGUCGUAAGAAGAUCGCGGACAGAUCCUUGCAGCACAUUGAAGAACUCUUUCAGGCAUGCCAGACCCAAGAGAUCAGGCAGGCGAUUGAGGAUAUACGUUUGGACUCGGCGUGGGGUUUACUUUCAGACCUUGCUGAGCAAUGCCUUUGCGAACCCAGCCACCACUUUGUGCCUAGAUCUGCCGACUGGAAUCCCACUUCUCCAAGAGGGAGCUGCAAGACUAGGAAGGCUUUAUGCUCACCGGCGGUUGCCGGUCUACGCAAAUUGUAUGGACGGUUGCGCCAUUUCGGUAACCGCGCCUGGGACUUGCCUCUGGCUCACAAAAUCUUGGUUUCCCUCCCUGGGGUUAGACGUCUGGCGCCUGAACUUCCCUUCUUCUCUGAGGAGAAUCUGCGGUCUGCUGCUCCAACCGUCAGGCAGGUGCUCAUGGCAUAUGAGAAGCAGGAACGUGAUGCCAUCCUUUAUGCCUGGAAGGCAAAGCUCAGACAAGAGGACCAUCGCAUUCGUGCUUUUGUCAAAAACCGUACUGAGCAGCAGUUGUUAUAUGAACAGGGGGUCCUGGCUGAGCCUUGUCCCGAAAGGGCCAAGCACCCUGCCAAUGCAGUUCACGAGCAGGCCAGCACCUGGACUAAAAAGUGGAACUCGGUCCAAAAUCAUGAUUGGGCUGAACUCUCCAAUCUCCUGCAGGGCGUCCAGCGCCCACAACCUUGCAAGGUCACCAUGCGUGUUACUGCGGUGCAACUGCAGCAGAAUGCCAGGGCCAUGUCCAGUAAAGUCGGCGGCGCUGAUUCCUGGGAAGCAAGGGAUUUGGUGCGACUACCCACGGCCUGGUGGGAAUUGGCUGCAGCAAUUUGGAACAGGUCUCUCGAGCAAGGUAGACUACCCAAGGCUUGGUGCAAAGCAAAAGUAGUGCUGUUGUGGAAGAAGCAGGGUCGUACAAGGCCAAUCUCCCUCUUCUCCAUAUUAUGGAGAUCGGGCGCCAGGGCAUUGGCCACCAACAUGCGCCCCUGGUGCGAGUCUUGGCAAUCGCACUACGACGCAGGUGGACUACCUGCUACAAGCGUGAGUGCCGCUCAUAUGCAGUUGUAUCAAAGCCUGCGCCAAGGAGCUGGGGUCUUAGCCCAGCAAGAUCUAGCGGCUUUUUUCGACUCCAUUCAAUGGGGAGCACUUGAGACCAUUUUGCUGCACUUAAGGGCGCCGCCCGAGCUGCUGUCCAUCCUUAGCGCUUUCUACAAAAACUCUGGUCGCAUUUUUGUGCUUGAGGGUGCAUUUAGUAGCGGGUGGACUUCCCAGUUGACCGGCAUUGCGCAGGGCUGUCCUUUGUCGCCAUACCUGGCUGCGGCUGUGACGCACUGUUGGUGCGAGUUGACCAUCACCCAGGGCCUCACCGGGUUUGGCUACUUAGAUGACCGCACCAUUUUGCUCCAAGAAGGAUUUCCGCUUGAAAUCAUGCACAGAGCAUUGCACAGGUCUGCGGUUUUCGACAGAGCGUGCGGCCUCACCAGUGCGCCAGAUAAGUGUUUUCUUGCGGCGCGACAGCACACGGAUGCAUCACGGAGCAUAGCGUUGCAGUUUGGUUUGCAAGUGUGCGACAGGGUCGACGUCCUGGGGCUCACAAUUGAUUUCUAUGGGGGCUGGCAACUUCUUAAAUUUUCUUUAAGAAAAGCUGUCCUUAGACUGAGACUUUUGAAGUGGACCCAGACCAGCACUUUCAAAAAGCAAAAAUUGGUGCGAAGCUUAGUCCUGCCCUGCUUGCACUGGGCUGCUGCCUUUGCUAUUCCCAGCAAAGACGAUCUGUUUGCUGUCAAACAAGAGAUCUUUUCAUUAUUCAACCCAUGGUACGGACAGGAAGCCGCCAGAGUUUUGAUCUUUGAGCACUUGUCGUGGCAGCUUGAGCCUGAAUAUGCCACUGACAUCGCUUGCCUUCGUGAGAUCUGGCGUUUUGUUGCCAGAGCACCCAAGUGGACAGACACGUGCCCACUGGUGGCUGCUUUCCCCCAAUGGCAUGAGGUCUUUCCACGCGCUCAAGCUGUGCUAGACAAAUUGAAGUGGCGCCUGAUCGAGGGUGGCCGCAGCCUACAGCGUCUCGACACCAAUGGCGCUUCUCGCACGCUCGAAGUCGGAGUUGACUCCUUCAAGUGUGUGCACCAAUGGCUGACUGAUCACUUCAGAGGCGAGUACAUGAAGAAAACUGGAAAGACUUUUCUGUCAACCAAUUCCAAUCAUGCUCUGGAUGAGAACCGUUCACUUUACGUCUCCACCGACGGAGGCAGCAAAGACGACGUCGGAAGCUUUGCAAUUCACUUUGAGGAGCGGUCUUUCGGGGCAGGCACUGGCCACGAGGACCAAUCCGCCUUCAGGCAGGAACUGAAUGCCCUGUUGUUUCUCUCCAGGGGGCUCAAAGGUGCUGCCCGCAGCGGGGCAAGGAGGCAAGUCUUCGUGAUAUGUGACUGUCAGGCUGCAAUUUCGGCCAUACAAGCUCAUGAGGUUUCUGCUACAUGUCCACGCCUGAUACAGGAGAUCAAGCUCAAUAUUGGGCAUGCACAAAUUGCAGGAAUCACUACAACCUUCAUUUGGGUGCCGUCUCAUGGCAAAAAGCCAAACUGGAGUCCUGCAGGAGGACAUGAAGGGCAGAAGUUGAGAGAGCUCAAUGAACGUGUCGAUGCUCAUUGCACCGAGGUUCUCAACAGGCGCUUGCAAGGCUCUCUCAGGCAGAGAUGGCAUGCUGUUGCCCAUCACGCCAUGGUCUGGGAGUAUAAGGUCAUACAUGCCUCCGCCAAGGCUGCUGAGAGACUGCAUGAGCAUUUCAAGAAUGUAGGCGCAACCAACAGGGACCGCAAUGAGGCGGAGGCCUCAUAA